Molecule: messenger RNA, 309 nt
Organism: Linum tenue
Lineage: Eukaryota; Viridiplantae; Streptophyta; Magnoliopsida; Malpighiales; Linaceae
Source: the annotation of a GenBank genome assembly
AUGGGACUUCGACAUGUGCAAGUCCAGACUGACUCUCACAUAGCUAUUCAACUCGUCGAAGGAGCUGGGGAACGACACCCCCACCUGGCUUUGGUCUCCGAGGUGCGACGACUCUUGGCUUUGGAUUGGCAGGUGGAAGUAAUUCACGUGUUUCGGGAGGGUAAUGUUGUUGCUGACUACCUAGCGUCUCUUGGACAUAGUCGUCCUCCGGGGUUUCAUUUUGUUGAUACCCAAUGCCCGGUCCUUAACUACUGGCUACUGUUCGAUUGUAUGGGAGUUUCAACUCCUCGUCUUGUUUGUAAUGAUUAA